Messenger RNA from Halichondria panicea, 2064 nucleotides. RefSeq names its product sterol 26-hydroxylase, mitochondrial-like. The record is from RefSeq and is a predicted model, not a curated record. Lineage: Eukaryota; Metazoa; Porifera; Demospongiae; Suberitida; Halichondriidae. Gene Ontology annotation, cellular component: mitochondrial inner membrane. Gene Ontology annotation, molecular function: oxidoreductase activity, acting on paired donors, with incorporation or reduction of molecular oxygen; heme binding; monooxygenase activity. Gene Ontology annotation, biological process: cholesterol metabolic process; cellular response to peptide hormone stimulus; C21-steroid hormone biosynthetic process. The coding region runs from base 1230 to 1856 and encodes 208 amino acids. The transcript is spliced from 5 exons.
CCAGUCACAAGCUUGUUCAAGCUUCUUAGCUUUUACUCGACAAAGAAGCUUUAACAUCACAAUCUGUCACUAUUUAAACCAAGAUAUUGUUGUGUGAAGGCUAUCCAUGCUGUAAACGCAGUGCUGUGGCAUCCAGGUGAGUAGAUAUACUCGUGACAAACAGACAAACAAACUAGAGCACUAAAGUGCAAACCCUCGGCUGGUGACAUGAAACCAGAAAUAUAAUGCAGUGCAUAUAGUGAUGUUGUCAUGUAUGACUUGCACAGCAACUCAGGAGCAAUAAAACUAAACCAGACUGGAGGCAUGCUGAAACAUUUGAGAACAGGUAGUGGUACUAUAGAUAUAUGCACUGUGGAUUAGGAUCACAGUAAAGAAGCCUGGAGUCUCAGAGAAGUAUGGCUCCAGGUUCUGUAUGGAGUAGGAUCCCAGUCAGCAGCAGCUAUAAUUCAAACCCUGUUCCAUUGUUCCUGGUAUAUACAGCUUUCUACUUUAGUGACCCUGUUCCAUCGUUCUUGGUACAGGAUCACUUCAGUUAUAAGUAACUCGUGUGUAAGUUCUGUUCAAGCUACAUUUUGCUCGCUUUUAUUAGACAAAGGAGCUUUAACACCGAAAGCUGCCACUAUCAAAAGUACUAACUUGUUGUGUGGAGGCUACUCAUGCUGUAAACGCAGUGCUAGAACAUCCAGGUAAGUAGACCUAGUCACAAGCUUCUUAGCUUUUGCUCGACAAAGAAGCUUUAAUAUCAAAAUCUGCCGCUAUUUAAAUCAAGAUAUUGUUGUGUGAAGGCUAUCCAUGCUGUAAACGCAGUGCUGUGACAUCCAGGUGAGUAGAAAAGCCCAUCACAAACAAACAAACCAACAGACUGCUAUACCCGUGGCCGCCCACGCGCCUCGGGUAACAAACAGACCAACAGACUACUAUACCCAUGGCCGCCCACGCGCCUCGGGUAACAAACAAACCAACAGACUACUAUACCCGCUCAGCACGGCCUCGGGUAAUUAUGUCCAUCACAGACACUGCUUACUUUGUAUUUGGGGAGAAUCUUGAAGUGUACAACACAAACAAACCAGACACAUCAAGAUUUUAUGGAGGCUGGUCUUGAGUUCAUUAAACAAGUUGGAUUGCUUGUACCUCUACCAAUUUUCAAACAUAUCCCAUCAAUAGCCUACCGGAAAUUUAUUCAGGCUACGGGAAAAAUGCGAGCAUUAGGUAUAACCUUGUAACAGAAUAUGCAAGCAGUAAUGGAGAGGAAGGUGGUUGCUCUGAGUGAGGACAUAGCGAGGGGUGUGGUGGAUGAGACGAGGGUCGUGGGGAUUCUGGAGCAGUGGCUCAUUGAAGGGAAGCUAGAACCAGAGGAUGCUCUCACUCAGGCUUGUGACUUGUUGUCAGCUGAGCUUGACACUACCAAGAAUACCAGUACAUUCCUGCUGUAUGAGCUUGCCAAGCAACCAGCACUGCAAGACCAACUGUGUGCUGAGAUCAGGACUGUUCUUGGUGACAAGGUCAAUCCAUCCUGGGAGGACUUACAGAACAUCCCCCUCGUCCGCUACUGUCUCAAGGAGAUACUUAGACUCUAUCCAGCUCUGGAUAUGAACGUGCAGGAAAUCAAAGCAGAUGUUGUUCUCAAUGGCUAUCAAGUCCCAGCAGGGACUUUUGUAGUUUCCUGCAACAGUCUAAUGUCACAAAGCAUAGACUAUUUUAAUGAACCGGAUAAGUUCAUUCCUGAGAGGUGGAAUAAAAAGAACAAGGAGGACUCGAUUCACCCGUUUUCCUCUCUACCCUUUGGGUUCGGACAGAGAGGAUGCUAUGGGCGUCGUCUAGCUGAGCUGGAGAUAUACAUCCUCCUCACCAAUUAAGCUCAUCCCCAGAUUCACCCUCUCUACUGACAAGGACACCAUUGCUCUAUUUCAGGGUACAGUCCUCAAACCAAAUGAACCUGUCCCCAUCACUAUCAAGGAGAGACAUAAUUAAAUUUUACAUAUCACCAUUUAUAUAUGUGUAUAAUCUAGCUAUAAUAAUUACAUAACCUUCCCAACAUAAUUAUGUAUAAUUAUUUUUUUGCCA